Messenger RNA from Boeremia exigua, 1925 nucleotides. Its product is annotated as glycosyl hydrolase. Lineage: Eukaryota; Fungi; Ascomycota; Dothideomycetes; Pleosporales; Didymellaceae. Gene Ontology annotation, molecular function: hydrolase activity, hydrolyzing O-glycosyl compounds. The record is from RefSeq and is a predicted model, not a curated record. Bases 173 to 1816 code for a protein of 547 amino acids. The transcript has a single exon. Gene Ontology annotation, biological process: carbohydrate metabolic process.
UGGUUUCCAUGGACAACGUCGAUCAACCCCGGGUUACCCAUAUGAACUCGGGCGUCCAUGCGAUGCAGGAACGGCGUCCAGUGCCCGUGAUUGACAUGGGUUGUACCUAUGUUGGCUUCAAUAAUAUGUCGCCCAUGUGCAGGUUGCAGAAGAUGCAGAACGAACAAACAAAAUGCGCUCGAUCACGCGAACAGCAAUUUGGGCCGGCCUAAGCCUGUUGACAGCUUCUGUCUCAGGCAGUCCCCUUAACACGGCCAGAGCAGAUGUGAGGACGUUUGACAACCCGGUCAUCUGGCAAGAUUACCCAGACCUCGACGUCUUCCGCGUCGGUGACGUGUUUUACUACUCUUCCUCCACGUUUGCCUUCUCACCAGGUGCGCCAGUUCUCAAGAGUUACGAUCUGGUCAAUUGGGCGCCAGUUUCUCACAGCAUACCGAGAUUGAACUUUGGCCCUGCGUACGAUCUGAACAAUGCCACGAACAGGUCCUACGUGAAAGGCGUAUGGGCUAGUACUCUUCAAUAUCGAGAGUCGACUGAUACUUUCUAUUGGAUGGGUUGUAUCGGGGAUGGGCCUACUUAUGUAUGGACCUCGAGCGGUACGAAUGCGGCAGCAAACAAUGGCGAGGUUGCAGAGUGGAAUUGGACCUCUCGAGGCACUUUGCCGCGAUGCUACUACGACAACGGGUUGCUGAUUGAUGAUGACGAUACCAUGUACAUGGCGUACGGUAAGACCACCAUCAAUGUUGCACAACUCAAUGCGGACGGAACGGCAGAGGUCAAAACCGAGGCAGUGUAUACAAGCCCGGAUCAGGUAUACAUUGAAGGGUCGCGCAUGUACAAGAUCAACGGGACCUAUUACAUCUUUGUGACCAAGCCUGCAGACGAUGAGUAUGUUCUCAAAUCCGACAACGUCUGGGGCCCGUACGAACGUCGUAUUCUGGUCGACAGUAUCGAAGGACCGCUUUCCAAUGCCGGUAACGCUCACCAAGGCGGCAUUGUCAGCACCAAAGACGGUCAAUGGUACUACGUUGCCUUCCUGGACGCCUAUCCUGGAGGUCGAAUCCCUGUUGUUGCUCCUCUGACCUGGACGGAAGAUGGUUGGCCAGAGGUGGUUCGCGUGAAUAACGAGUGGGGAAAGACCUAUCCCAUUCCGGUCCUCACCAACAAGACGGUUGCGGUAACGACUGGGCUCGAUUCAUUUGAAGGGCCAUCGUUGAGUGAAGAGUGGGAAUGGAAUCAUAACCCAGAUGAUAGUGCAUGGUCUUUCGAUAGUGGAUUGCAACUGCAGACAGCCACUGUUACGGACGACUUGUUUGCCGCACGUAAUACACUGACUCGACGCAUACCCGGGCCAAAGUCCGCUGGUACAUUCAGGAUCGACAUUAGUGGAUUGAAGGAUGGAGAUCGUACGGGUGCAGUUCUAUUCCGCGACAUCGCCGCCUACAUCGGCGUCCACAGAUCUGGCAACACUUCUUCGCUUGUCAUGGUCGACAAGCUCGACCUUGGAGACGGUUGGGUAACGGUGUCGAAUGGUACUGUUGCUGCGACCGGCCCGACACUCACGGCGGAUACGACCGAGGUCUGGCUGCGUAUCGAACCCGACAUCACACCAGCGUUCUCCAAUUCUGUUGCUAUCAGAACAACCACCUUCUGGUACAGUCUAGAUGGAGUGUCUUUUACACAACUGGGUGAGCCGUUUAAAAUGACCAAUACCUGGCAAUUUUUUACUGGAUAUCGAUUUGGUGUGUUCAAUUUCGCCACAAAGGCUUUAGGUGGACAUGUCACAGUGAAAGGGUUCGAACUGAAGAUGAUUUGAGCAAUUUGGUUUACUGUAUAACUAGAUGAGGUGUGCGAUGAAACCUUACUGCCGCUAUUACAAGUACAAGGAAUAAAUGCAUGGCAUAUCUGUCUUUCCUUCAAUCCGU